Messenger RNA from Leptinotarsa decemlineata (Colorado potato beetle), 2573 nucleotides. Its product is annotated as lipoyltransferase 1, mitochondrial. Lineage: Eukaryota; Metazoa; Arthropoda; Insecta; Coleoptera; Chrysomelidae. The record is from RefSeq and is a predicted model, not a curated record.
GUUUUUAAAUUGUAUUGUGUUGUGUGUAGUUCGAUUUGAAAGAAAUAGUUUUUUAAGACAGAUUGUUUUAGAGUUUUUCCUGUUCGAUCUGGCAGCAAAGGAAGGAAUGCUAAAUUCAACCAAAGAUUGUCUGGCACUCAGAUUACGAAUAAAUUCUCUUCAUCAAACUUGGAAGUGGUUACAUCAAACAAUUGCUCUUCACGAAUAUCUCAUUGAAUUAACAUCAUCCUCCAAAAACGUUUCUACAAAAAGCUUCCUGAUUCAUUAGAGUAUUAAAAAAGGCACAGUAAAAUAAAUAUUGUUUGAAAAACAAAUACCUGCUUGAAAAUGGCAUUAGCACAGCGAUCGUUUUCAAGAUUUGCCUCCAUUAUUACUCGUGCAAAUGCUAGAAACUAUUCUGCCAGCUCAAUCACUACCAGUGAGGAGGAUAUCCAAAAAUCUGUGUUCAUUUCGCAGUCUAAAGAUAUUUUCACCAAUUUGGCUUUGGAAGAUUGGUUGUAUCAUAAUUUUGAUUUCAAAAACCAUCAUGUUCUGAUGUUAUGGCAAAACAAUCCUUGUGUAGUUGUUGGUCGCCAUCAAAACCCUUGGCUUGAAGCAAACAUUUUACAAUUACCAAGUAUUACAGAAGAAGGAGUUCAGUUAGCACGUCGUAAUAGUGGAGGAGGAACUGUAUAUCAUGAUAAUGGGAAUCUGAACUUGACUUUUUUCACUUCGAGAGAGCAUUAUAACAGAAAGUAUAAUCUAGAAAUCAUUGCAAGAGCGUUGUUUAGAGAAUAUGGGAUAAAUGUUGAAAUUUCACCAAGAGAAGAUCUGCUACUCAACACUUUCAAACAGAUUUCUGGAACAGCAGCCAAAUUGGGAAGACCAAAUGCAUAUCAUCACUGUACACUGCUAGUGAACGCAAACAAAAUAGAUCUUAGUUUGGCUCUUCAAAAGCAAAAUGUUGAAAUCAAGACAAAUGCCACAAAAUCUGAAAGAUCUAAAGUGAUGAAUUUGUGUGAGGCUGAACCUAAUGUUGAUAUUAUGAAGUUGAUGACAGCUGUAGGCUGGGAAUAUAUGCGCACACCAGCCCUUACUUUGAUGGAUGGUGGAACAGAACUAGCAAACAAACAAAAAGGUUUCCAAAUGAUAAAUCCCACCGAAGAUUGGUUCCCAGGUUUGAACAAAAUACGUGAACAACUGACCAGUUGGGAGUGGUGUUAUGGAAAAACUCCAAAAUUCAACAUAUCAAAAUCGUUCAAAGUACCAGACUGUCUUGUUAAUGGGCAUGGAGAGUGUGAAGACUUAAAAGUAACUAUGGUUGUUGAUCAAGGUAAGAUAAACGACAUCACAUUAUUCAUCCCGUCGGGACUCCUGUUUGAUGGUUCUUCUGGAAAUGUCGAUAUGUUACGAAGCUUAGUAGGACACCGAUUUACUGAAGAGGCUCUCAAUAGUUUGGAAAAUUUGUUGAAUGAUUUAGUGAGCGACAAGGAAAAAUUUGUCACUGAGUGUGUUAAGCAGGUUAUGAGAACUGUUUGAUAUAAUGACAGACAGAAAAAUUAGAUAUUUUUCUGUCUAAUUCAGCUCUGACAAAAAAAGAUGACCUACAAACUUGAUUACUAUUUAUGUGAAUUGCUUGAAUUUAUUUUGAUAUGAUUUAUUUUCAAUUUACUCAUUGAUGAAGAUUGAAGUGUUAUUUUCAAUAAAUUAACCAAAGUUUUAGAGAUAAUAUUUAUUGCAAAUUUAAAACUUUAUACCUUUUAUGUUUCGUAUGUUUGGUUUUACAAAAUCAUGAAGCUCAGUCAAAUGGUAUAUGUUAAGUUCUAUAUUGUAAUAAUGUAUAUUUUUGUAGUGAUUAUAUUGAUAUUGUCACAAUAGCUUUCUAUACUGCUAUAUUUAUGACUAUAUCUCUGGAUGAUUUCUAUUGUUUAGUGUCAAAUUAGGUUAAGACGAAAUGCCGUUCUCACGGUUAACAAGAAUUAAUCAUAUCAUUUAUGUAUUAACACAAUAUUAUUUGUUCAGUAUAGUUUGAUUUAGUUUCGUAUCUACGUUCGGGCAUGAGAAGUGAAACCAUUCUGAAAUAUCUGAUAUGUCUCUGAAAUAAUCUAUCGAGAAUUAUUACCUGUAAGGUGAAAAAUGUGUUAGUUAUAUUUUGUUACAUUUAUUAUUCCUAAAUAGAAAUUUAGUUUGUGAAGAAGGUAUGGAGCUUUUGAAGCUAAGGUGGUAGUGUGAAGUAAUGAACCCAGACAACAUACAAACAUCCGUUGAGUAUCCACAGUACAUCCAAUUCAUGUUCAAAGGAUAGCUAAUGGAUGUUUGGAGUGUAACACUCUGAACAUCCAUAAGAUAUCGUACAAGUUUUGUAUGUGACCUGAAUUGGAUUUGAAUUCAAUAUCCAGAGGAUAUCUGGUGAUACCUGGGCGUGGACUUUGAAAUACUGAAAUAUAUUUAGCUUUAAAAACUCUUAUCUGUUUCUUGACAGCCUCAAUGUCUUUAUUUUAUUUUUCAUGCAAUAUUAUUUUAGAGUUGUGCCUUACUACAUGAUAGUGAUAUAUGAAUUAGUAUUUUAUUUGAUAAAAAUUUGUUUCAAGCAA